Aegilops tauschii subsp. strangulata is the source of this 2708-nucleotide messenger RNA. RefSeq names its product protein FAR1-RELATED SEQUENCE 5-like. Lineage: Eukaryota; Viridiplantae; Streptophyta; Magnoliopsida; Poales; Poaceae. Gene Ontology annotation, molecular function: zinc ion binding. The record is from RefSeq and is a predicted model, not a curated record.
CCUCAGCCCCUCCCACGCUGCCUUCUUCUUCUUCUGCACGCCAGAAGGAGAUCCAACAGAAUCGCCCCCCAACCCUUCUUCCUCCUCCUACACAGCCGCCAUGGGAGCCCCAAAGUAGAAGAAGGAGCUGCUUCAAAAAAGAAGAUCUAAGGGCAGGGUGGUCAGAGCCAUACCAGGCAGUAACAUCAAGUAGGGAGUGUGUGGCAGCAUCCAAAAAAAGGAAAAAAAAUGCUUGAUCUCAAUGAGUUGCCUCCUGAUCUCAAUGAGCUUCCUCAUGAUACGGAUCAGCAGCAACCCAGCAUACAAUAAGGAAAAUGGACAGAAAAUGGUUGAUCUGUUUACUACACGCAGGCAAGUCAUGAUGGUAACCCUAUGGGCCAUGACAAUGUGGCAGGCCAGUCAUCAGACCGUGGUGCUCCUGUAGUGGUGUCUUUGCAGUCAGAGAGCCAUACUCUAGAUGACACGGGAACCGAGGCAAAUGUUCCUAAUCCAACCAGGACUGAGCUAGGAGCUGGGGCUGUUGACGGAGCUGUGCAAGGAGAAGAAGGAGAGGAUGAGGCUGGUUCUCAACCUAUGGAACCCUAUGUUGGCAUGAGGUUUGACAGCCUUCAAAUUGCUAAGGAUCACUACAACAGCUACGCACUACGGAUGGGUUUCUCUAUCAAGAUGAACACAUCUAGACGGACACCCCGCACCAAUGAAUUGAUAAAACAACAGUUUUGCUGCAACAAGUUCAAGAAGCCCAAAGCUGAUGAUGGAGGAGCUGAGGCUCCUCCUGUCCUGGACCCUAUUCCAGAUCCAAAAUCUGUUUACUGUGAUGAGGAGAUGGAAGAAGAACCUCCAAUAUUUGCUGAAGAGGAGGCUGUACUAGUAAGAAGAAGAAGAAGUGCAAACAUGAGACAAUAAAGCAGACUUAGUGCAAAGCGAAAAUGUUGGUGAAGCUGAUAGAUGGGCGAUGGGAGGUGACGCACUUUGUUCGUGACCACAAUCAUCCGCUCGUGAACAAACCUUCAUUGUCCAAAUACUUGAGAUCCCACCAAGGCAUCUCACCUGAUGAAAAGGAGUUUCUGCGCAUCUUGUAUAACUGCAACUUGACUACAGGACGUAUGAUGCAUGUAAUGGCAGAGUUCUAUGGAUCUGAGAUGAUGGUGCCAUUCGGACCAAAGGCAAUAACAAAUCUUUGUACAAGUUUCCGUAGAGAUGACACAAAGGAGGGUGAUCUGAUUGAGACAAUUGCGCACUUCAAGGAUAUACAAAAAACCGAUCCAGACUUCUUCUAUAAGGUGAAAUAUGAUGAAGAGGACAGAGUUGUCAACAUAUUUUGGGUGGAUGGCUUAGCUCGAAAAGCUUAUGCGGAGGCAUACCACGAUUGCAUAUCGUUUGACACCACCUACAUGACCAACAUGUACAAUAUGCCGUUCGCGCCCUUCAUAGGAAUAAACCGACAUGACCAAUCUUUCAUGCUGGGUUGCGCGUUUGUGAGGCAGGAGUUGGCAUCGAGCUUUGAUUGGGUCUUUGGAGCAUUCCUAGAGGCUAUGGAUGGCAAAUCUCCUGACAACUUCAUCACCGAUCAGGAUGGUGCAAUGAGGCAGUCAAUACAGAGCAUCUUUCCAACCACCGUGCACCGCUGUUGUCGAUGGCACAUCAUGAAAAAGGCUCAGGAAAAAGUUGGUUGGCUGCUGUGCCGGAAUCCAGGACUCUCUGAUGAUUUCAACAAGUGUGUUGACUUCAGCUUCACUAUAGACGAGUUUGAGCAGAAUUGGGCUGGGUUAAUGAUGAAGUACGAGGCUAUGACACACACGCACUUUGAGAAGUUGUACGAAUACAUGUCAACUUGGGUGCCGUGCUACUUCAAACACAGGUUCUUCCUGUUCCUACAGUCUACACAGCAUAGUGAGGGGUUCAACGCCGUCCUGAAAAGAUAUGUGAACCCACACAACUCAAUGCUGAACUUCGUCAAGCAAUAUGAAAAAAUCCAGAACCACAUCCUUACCAAGGAAGGCUGCAAUGAUUACAGGACAGAACACCUUGAGAUUGAGCUGUGGUCCAACUUCCCAAUAGAGAAGCAAGCUUACAAAACCUAUACUAGGGACCUUUACCGCAUGUUCAGAGAAGAGUUUGAGCUGAUUGGACGUUAUAAUGCAUUCCAAGUUGGUGCUGAUAUAUUUGAGCUCAUACCGAGCCAGGAAUUUGUUGCCAAAUAUGGUUCUCGAAACUACUUGGUGCAUGCAAGGGUGGAGGAGGGUUCCUAUUUGUGUGAGUGUUGUAGAAUGGACAAGGACGGCAUCCUCUGUUGCCACAUCCUCAAGGUGUUCACCCAUAUUGGAGUUGAUGUCAUACCGGAAAGGUACCUGCUAAGACGGUGGACACCUACUGCUGUACCUAGUGCGCCAGGGACUGGUUAUGAGCAACCGGAUGAAAUGCCUCCUCAAUCAAAGAAGCAGAUAAGGGAGAGGAACAUGAUAUACGAUUUUCGGAAACUAGCAAAGUUUGCGAGUGGUUCUGAUCCAGCACAAGCUAUUGUAUACAAGCAUAUGUGCGCAGCACGUACCGAGAUCGGCCACCUGAACAAGUCCAAGAAAAAGAAAAAACCAACUACUGCCACGGGGCCAUCAGAUGAUGGCAACCCUCGAGGACCUCCUCCACCUCCAGGCAGCAAUCAGGGGGCUCAUUAUCUAGGUAAUUACCUGCCCCAACUCCUGACCUAA